This is a messenger RNA of Bursaphelenchus okinawaensis, 3411 nucleotides long. The record is from the annotation of a GenBank genome assembly. Lineage: Eukaryota; Metazoa; Nematoda; Chromadorea; Rhabditida; Aphelenchoididae.
AUGACAUGGUAUGUUUUACUUUUUAAGACAAUGAGCAUGUCUAGACAUUGGGAACGGGCCUACCAUCAGGCCGGGCUUGAAAGGUGGGCUCGGCCUGUUCCCCAUGUCUAAGCAUUUCAUAACUUAACUAUCAGCCCAAGAGUGUUGUUAUAGCCCAGUUUAACGAACUAAAGCAUGCUUUUUACAAAAACCCCACUUAAACCAUGCUUAUUACAAAAAACUUGAUUUGCCAAAAUUUAUUCAAUGCCCAUUAGAAAUUUGGCUUUUUACGGGAAAAAGCAGAUAUAACGACACGAGCCGGCCCCCUUCUCUCUUCUCCCAUACCUCUUUUCGUUAGACUUUGUAUAGCGUCGCGGUUCGGAAGAGAGGGGCAGAGAAGUGUCGCUCUACGUAGUUUUUCGCUUUUAGAGCGUCAGGGCUGCUUUAGCUGGGGGAAACGGCCGCUUUUUGUCUUGAAUUUAAAAAUUAUGUAUUAUACAAAGGUAAUGUGAAAUAAUGGUGUAUAUAAAGGUAAUAUAGACUUUAGAUGAAGGUGAUAUAGGCCUUGUGUAUAGGAAACGUUAUAGAGAGAGAAUUUUGUGUUUGUGAAUUUUGUGAUUAUAUUAGGUUGUUCAAAUAAUUCUGAGCUCUUUCUCAAAGCUAGUUUUCGGGGGUAGAGGGCGCAGAAUUAGUUGAACAACGUAAUAGCUAGAGUUUCUUAGUUAUACAACUCAAAUAUGAACUUAAAAUGAAUGGCAAUAACUUUUUGAAACGUAUUUAAUCUUUGGGAAUAUAAAAAUCCCAAAAAAUAUUAACAUAGGUACCAUGAAGAAAUCCAAAGGUAUUUAAUGUAUCUAGUGCACUAGCUAGUGUAAUAUAAAACUUAGAUUUGAGACAGAGUAUAAGCGGAUAGAAAGCAAUAAAAUUGUUACAGUGACACCAUGAGCUUCCUAUACAAACUUUAUUGUUGUCAUGGAGACUUGUCGUUAUAAUAAAGUUAUUUGCUUGUCUAACUCAACAUUUGCUUUUUGAUAGCGUAGUUGAUUAAAUUGCAGUAUCUGUAUAUAUGUACUUUUUGAUGGUGUAAUUGGUUACAUUAUAGUGUAAUUUGGGUUUAUCUUGUUUUACUAUAAUAUAUUUUUGGUUUUACUGAGGUAUUGUAAAUCAUAUAGCAUGAUAACGGUUUCUGGGAUAUUUUAUAAGGUUUAAGGUUGUUCAAAUAAUUCUGUGCCUUUUGUCAAAGCAAAUCUUUGGAAUUGGGUAACACAGAAUUAUUUGAAAAACCUAGUACUAAAGUUUUCAUAAAGUAAUGGCUUAUAUGAUGAAGUAAACGAUGACUGUUACAAUAUAAUAUCGCUGAUAUCAAAGAUUUAUUAAAAAAUUUUUAAGUAAUAAGUUUUUAAAUUUCACAUUAAUGCUUUCAAUUAUUAUAUUACAGUACCCCAAUGGAAGCCACCUCCGACACAGAAUCCGAUCUUCCAGCACAUUACCAUCACGUUGUGCACAAACGACGCUCCAUAUCGAUGGCUCAGAAAAAGGACAUUGUACAAAAAUAUCGUGAAGGAAGACCGUUGAAUGAGAUCAGGAAGGAGUACAACCUUCCUCGAUCCACAAUGUUGUGCAUCAUCAAGAAGUCGGAAGAGAUUCUACAAGCUGCCAAUCCUUGUAGUUUCAGGAAGAAGAGAAUUGUCAAGGUGAGAUACGAAGUCAUGGAGAAGGAGGUCUACAAGUACUACAAGAUGUGCAUAGACAGAGGACUGCCGAUCAAUGGGGAUGAUAUUAGGGUAGGUUAAUAUUUUUAUUAUUGUAGGUAAGUUUUUAAGGAUUAGAGUUAUAUUGAGGUAGGUAAAUAGGUAAUAAGAAGGCUUUCUAGGGACCUUAGGCUAGGUUGAAGGUAAAUUUAUAUUGUUUUAGGUAAAGAAAAAAAAGAAUUUUUGUAUAUAGGGAAAGGACAGAGAAUAUAGGUUUUCUUCUUAAAGCCAGAGGCCCUGUAAACGUUUGAAACCCCAAAUUCCAAACUUUUCUUUUCAGAAUCACGCCAAACAAGUAGCCGAACAGAUUGGAGAACAUGAAUUCAAAGCCAGUAUGGGCUGGUUGGGAGGAUUCAAGAAAAGGCACGGCAUUUCCCUGCGAUCUAAACCCGGAGAAAUUGAAUUUAAAGAGGAUUCAGAAGCACCUGAAUCUUCUGAAGCUACGGAUUCUGACUCAUUGUCCGCUGAGCUUCUACAACUACAAAAGCAGAUCACUGAGCUUAUUAAGAAUUCUGGAGGUAAAGAUUGUGAAGCCUUUGGAACGGUCGGGAAUGAAGGGUCUGAUGAUGUUGGGGAAGAAGAUGGAGCUAUUGAGGGUGAAGGUUCUGAAGAUGUUGGAAGUGAAGAUUCUGGCUAUUUAAAGAAUGAUAGUCAAGGUUGUGAGGAUGAAGGUAAUAUAAAGGAUUAUGAAGGCGUUAGAAAUGAUGGAUUGGAUUCUGUAGACGUUGCGGGUUUGGAGGUAGCUUCUGGAGAAGUCCAAAAUAAUGACGUAAAUCUUCAAAAAGUGAAAACUGAAGGCAUAAACUAUGAAGAUAUUGAUAAUGGCAUCAAAAGUAGUAACAAAGCUACAGAUUCAUCUGAAGGAAGUAAAAGUGAUGCUACUGUUUCAGCUCGAGCAAGUAAAAGUGAAGCUUCAGAUUUAGCUCAUGGAAGUAAAAUUGGUGCUACAAAUCGAGCUGAAGGAAGUAAAAUUGGUGCUACAAGUUCAUCUGACAGCAUGGAAAUAUUGAGAAGAUAUGUUGAUAUCGACCCUGCAGUAACUAGCAAACUUCUUCGAACUUUUCUGAGUAAUCGCUACAUAAAGACAAACGAUAAAAAUGAUGAUAAGCCUAAGAAUGCAACUAUUACUCCAACUUUAAGACUAAGAAAAAAGAAAACCAGUUUUUAUCAAAAAGCAAACAAACUCAGGAUGCUUCAGGAGGCAAAGAAAGCAAAAUUGCUUCAGAAACAGAAGCUGGGUAUUGUUAAUGAAACAAGAAGCAACGUUGAAGCUCAACAACAAGUUGUUACUCAAGAACCCAUUGACGAUAAAACAGCGCUACAAGAAGUUAUUCAAAAUGUUAAAUCGACCCAAUCAACUUCAGAAUCUAAACAUGUAGCAGAAGUCUUAGAAAGUUCUUCAAUUGUGGUACAAUCAGUGGAAAUUCCAGAAGCUUCAAAUACAUUAGAAGCUUGUGUCAAUCCUAAUGGCCUAACACAACAUCUUGAAAACAACCUCGCACAAGAGCAAGUUGUUAUUGAUUCAGAACAAGAAGGGACAGAUGAGGUUAUCAAAGCAUUGGAUGUUAUCGACCGGUAUGUUCAAAAGAGUAACGAUGAAGGUCUUCUCCAGUUGACUAAAAAGUUUAGCGAAAAGCUAAAUCAACAUCUGUUGAUGAAGAUUCUCUUUGGUUCGAAAUAA